Molecule: messenger RNA, 3606 nt
Organism: Danio aesculapii
Lineage: Eukaryota; Metazoa; Chordata; Actinopteri; Cypriniformes; Danionidae
Gene: bicd2b
Product: bicaudal D homolog 2 (Drosophila)
Biological process (GO): protein localization to organelle; microtubule anchoring at microtubule organizing center; regulation of microtubule cytoskeleton organization
Cellular component (GO): Golgi apparatus; cytosol
Molecular function (GO): dynactin binding; cytoskeletal adaptor activity; dynein complex binding
Source: RefSeq, a predicted model, not a curated record
UAAACACGGUCCCUAAGUUGAGCGCGAAUAAGAAGCUGAAAAACGGAAGCGUCGCGGUUUUUAAGGUGGACCGCAUAGCGUCAAUAAGAAGCUGCGAAUAAGAAGCUGGAUUCAGCCUCGUGUUUCCCCUCCUAAUCUCAGGAAUGACACCCGAAGUAGAGGAAAUCAUGGUCAAACAUGGACAAUAAGUUUAUAAAAUGUGUAUAUUACUUAAAAAAGACAAAGCAGCGCAUUCAGUAAACGUAUGCGCUUUACACAUUCGAUGAACUUGAUGACUGAGAAUGAGGAAUUAACGGGCUCGGUCCGUUAUCGCUUGUAAUAGACUGAGCCGGGGGACAAACAUGUCCGGGGAUGAAGACGGUUGUCCCGGGGCGCAGCUGGUCACCGAGGCCGGGCCGAACUGGCUCCGGGCGGAGAUCGAGCGCCUGACUCGGGAGCUGAGCGAGACGAGCCGGGAGAAGAUCCAGGCGGCGGAGUACGGGCUGGUGGUGCUGGAGGAAAACCAGCAGCUGAAACAGCGCUUUGAGGAGCUGGAGAGCGAGUAUGAGACCGUCAGACAGGAGCUCGACCAGCUCCGAGAGGCAUAUGGCCAGGUUCACUCCACCCACAGAAAGGUGGCUGCGGACGGGGAGAGCAGGGAGGAGUCGCUCAUCCUGGAGUCGGCAUCUAAAGAGGCGUACUAUGAGCAGAGAGUGCAGGAGCUGCAGUCGGAGCUACGGCAAACUAAAAACACCCUCACCGGCACCCAGGCAGAGAACGAGCGUCUGGCCACCCUUGCCCUCGAGCUGAGAGAGAAUAAUGAGAUUGUGGAGCUCCAGCGCAGUCGUCUGCGUGACGAUAUCCGAGAGUACAAGAUCCGAGAGUCUCGUCUGCUGCAGGACUACACUGAACUGGAGGAGGAGAACAUCAGCCUGCAGAAACAAGUCUCCACCCUUAAACAGGGUCAGGUGGAGUUCGAGGGACUCAAACAUGAAAAUCGGCGAUUGGAGGAGGAAGUGCAGUACUUAAACAGCCAACUAGAGGAUGCCAUUCGACUACGUGAAAUCGCAGAUCGCCAGCUAACAGAGGCUUUAGAAACAGUCAAGACCGAGCGGGAGCAGAAAGCAGCCCUUCGGAAAGAACUAACACAUCACAUGACCUUGGGAGACUCCCUCCUCGCCAGCUCAUUGGACGGACUCAAACUGAGUGCAGAAGAACCUAAUAACGACGAUGCUAUUCUGACACUUGAAAACGGAUUUGCUAAAGUCUGUGAAGGUAAUGAUGAAGAUAACAGAUUGUCUUCGCCCAAGAGAGAUGAAAAUUUCCGUCCCGCGCCAAGUCUGGUGGAUGACUUGUUGACCGAAUUGAACAUCUCUGAGAUUCAGAAACUCAAGCAACAGCUGUUACAGGUGGAGCGAGAAAAAGUCGCUCUUCUCACUACUUUACAGGACUCUCAGAAGCAGUUAGAGCAUGCUCGAGGAGCAUUAGCUGAACAGCAGGAAGCUAUGACAAGACUUAGCGAUGAUUUGGGCGCAAUGCGGAGACUGCAGGCCGGCAAGGAGCGACAGUCUGCCCUGGACAGCGAGCGAGAGCGCGACAGUCGAGAGGACAAUGAUGUGGACUAUUAUGAGCUGGAUAUUAAUGGGCCAGAAAUACUUCGCUGCAAGUACGAGGUGGCCAUUGCAGAGGCAGGUGAACUGAGGGAGGAGCUGAAGGGACUGAAGUCGGAGCAUGAUGAGAUGAAAACCGAACAUGAGGAAGUGCGAACGCGACUGGAGGGACACGUACGUGACCUCAGUAUUCAAGUGUCUCAACUGGAGUACAGCAGUCGCACAGAUCGUGAUAAGUCGCUAAGCUGGAAAAGGAACUGAAAGGAAGUGAGCGCAGUCGCGGGCGAGACCGAAGGAGGUCUCAGCGUCGCCCAGGAUGAGCUUGUUGCCUUUAGUGAAGAGUUGGCAAACCUCUACCAUCAUGUCUGCAUGUGCAACAAUGAAACCCCGAAUCGUGUCAUGCUUGAUUUUUACAAAGAGGGUAAAGGAAGCAAGACGGAAACUAAAGAUCGGCAGUCUACAUUGACGCAAACCAAUGAAGUAAAUCCAGACAUCAAGUCCAACUCAAUCCCUGUUGACAGAGAAGAUCCUCGUCCUGAACCGAUGGACGUCUACAACCUGGUAGCGAUAAUUCGGGAUCAGAUACGGCACUUGCAGAAGGCAGUGGACCGCACCACAGAACUGUCCCGGCAGAGAGUCGCCUCUUUAGAGUUGGCUGCAGUUGCGGAUAAAGACCAAGCUGCUUGCAUGGAGGAGAUUUUGAAGCUCAAGUCCCUGCUGAGCACCAAGCGAGAACAGAUUGCCACGCUCAGGACUGUGCUCAAGGCCAACAAGCAGACAGCUGAGGUCGCCCUUGCGAACUUGAAGAGCAAAUAUGAGAAUGAAAAGGCCAUGGUCACCGAAACCAUGAUGAAGUUACGAAAUGAGCUUAAGGCUCUUAAAGAAGACGCCGCCACUUUCUCUUCUCUCAGGGCAAUGUUCGCCACCAGGUGUGAUGAGUAUGUGACACAAUUAGACGACAUGCAGAGGCAGCUGGCUGCGGCAGAAGAUGAAAAGAAGACUCUGAACUCUCUCUUGCGGAUGGCCAUCCAGCAGAAACUGGCGCUCACACAGCGACUAGAGGAUUUGGAGUUCGACAACGAGCAGUCCCGCAGAGGAUCUGGUGCUGGGCCUGGUGGCCGUGGGAAGGCUCCGUCAGGACGAUGGCCGAGGACCCUUAUCGUUUUCCAGCCCCAUGUAAGUCUAGACUUCCCUGCUAAGAACCGACCGCAACCACACGGCCUCAUUGGAAGUCCUGCGGUUUUCUGCAGUGAGAAGUAUAAGAUUCUGUGUGACACUGGAUCUGAUUAACACCCGUGUGUUUCUGUCAUCACUAACUCACGUCCCUUUCACUGUUUGUGUGCUUGAGAGAAAGCUACGCAAGCAUGUCAGCGUUUGUGCUAACAGUUCUGUUGGCUUCAUUAAUGCUUGUCUAAUGUGGCGGAUGUGCUCUUGUUAAUCUUUAUUUUUCGUGUUCCUCUCCAUCUCGCAAACAUCAGUGUCUAUGAAGCUUUCAUAGAAUAUACUGUUGAGGCUGAUAGGUUCAGUACCACAUACUGAUUGAGAUAACGUUGGUUUUAUUUUCACACAUUCAGACUUUCUCCUUAAUAAUAUAAUUUCAAAAAGUAGCCUAAAUGGUAAAAUCAUAUUAACAGACAAUGACUAUCAAAGUACAACAUUGUUCACAGUUAAAUAAAUAGUGUUAAUGUUGUUUUGAAGUCAUACUUACAUGUAAUUUCACACUGAAUAUUCAAAGUAGCGUGGUAAACAAUAUAGGGAGUGUGUCACAAGUUGACACUGAAUGAAUGUGCGAAUAUAAAUUCAACUUAACCUCAGAUACAUACUGGACUCUUAAUUCAACUCGCUCCUGCAACACUUUUCUUUUUGAUUAUUUUUUAUUGAACAUUUUAGAUUUUGAACUAUAUACAACAAAGUUGGAGAUCCACCCAACAGGCAGGUAAAAUAUAAUAAAAACGGUAAUAGUGCAAUAUUAGGUACAAAUUCAGGAUCAAAACAUAUCUAAUAGUCUCAUAUUUGA